GACAGAUAAAAUAGAAUUCGACGCUUUUAAUGCAUGCUCAAUUAACUUGCUUGCUGUACGCACGUGCGUGUGAUUACAAACAUUGCAAGUGCAAACAGGUGUAGUGUAUAAACCGCAUCAAGUUGAAUUCGGUGCGAAUCCGAAAUUCACCGUGCGUUUCUUUCGGCUGAUUCGAUCAGUAUUUUAGCGCGCCAAUUCCUCCCUCGGUUGGUGCUGGUCGGCUGCUGUCCGUUUGAUUCGCCUUCAUUCGAUCACCAGCGCUGGUCGGCGACGGAUCGGCGGCUCGCGGUCAGCACGUGCGGCUUCGAUGAGCCCCCAAACACCUUAAACAUCGGGGGAUUGAGUACGUUUGCCACACGAAAUGUAUUUCGAUCAAAGCGGUCUGGCGAUGGUCGGGCAGCCCGAGGGUGCCGAGUGCAUGACGGGCAUUAACAACGAGUAUGUCCAGAUGGAGUGCAUCCUCGCCGACGGCGGUGAGCGAUUUGGUGUGUGUGCAUUGGCUUUUGACCAGCACGAAGAACUCCUCUGGAUGGGCAAUCAGGGAGGGCAUAUCACCAGCUAUUACACAUCACACCUUCAGAAAUACACUUCGUUUCAAGUGCAUCCAAGUCAAGACAUUCGACAGAUCCUUGCAUUGGAUCAUGGUGUGCUGAUUUUGUCUGGAAGUCUACUCAGAUACCAGUUACGGCGGGGUAUACCGAUAUUUUCACAUACCUCUGAUAAUCUAACUGAGAUGCAGUGUAUGCUGCAAAUGUCCCCGACACGUCUGUUACUCGCUGGACAUCAAGACAAACUCAUCGAUUAUAAUAUAGGGGUUGGCCAAGAGACAAAACUGAUUGAAGUAGGUGAAGCUGGCUGUGCAAUGUUGCGAGCUCAUUGUCGUUUCGUGUGCGCUGGCAAUGCGCUGGGCCGUAUUGACCUACGCGAUCCGAACACAAUGAACAUUGAGCACACGCUCGACACCCACAGCGGCAACCUGAGCGAUUUCGACGUGCAGGGCAAUCUGCUAGUCACUUGCGGCUUCAGCAACCGCCAGGGACUGCUCAACGUCGACCGAUUUCUGCGCGUGUAUGAUUUACGGAUGAUGCGAGCGGUGAAUCCCAUCCAGACUGUGGUGGAUCCAAUGUAUUUGCGUUUCCUGCCGUUGGGAUCCUCUCGGCUUGCUGUGGUCUCGGCUGCUGGACAAUUACAACUGCUUGAUACUGUUGCAUUCACUGAGCCCCGUUUGUGUCUCGUGCAGAUGGAAAACCCGGGCGCGAUGUGUUUGUCGUUUGAUAUAAGCACAUCCAGUCAGUCUUUGGCGUUCGGUGACAGCACUGGAUCGAUUCAUCUCUUUGGAUCACAACCGCGGGCUGUGUUCAAUACUUACUCACGACUCACCGAGCAUGCGGAUGUCAUCGCACCGAUGAUAAACAUGUCGGUGAAUGAAUACGAGGCGCCAUUUUCGUCGAUUCCUAUGCCAAUCAGAGAUGAUGCCUUUGGCUCUGAUUGGCCACAGAAUUUAAUGGAGAAUUGUUAUAGACGCAGUCCGGCAAUAGAUCCAGAAAUUCUUCGCACGAUGAAAAUGCAGGGUCCGAUUGGCUACGCACCCAACCCAAAGGAGACGCGCCGCAAUCAAGUAACGUACAACCUCGAGAACAGCAAUGGCGGCGCCAUACCCAAGCAGAAGAAGAGCUACGCCGAGCGUAUUCAUACCAAGAUGGCGGCCGCUGAUGAGACUGGCGUGUUCGUCGCCAUUCCCAAGCGGUAUCGGCGCGUCGAGUUGAAGUACAAUAAACUGGGCGUCGAGGACUUCCAGUUCGACAUGUACAACAAAACUGAGUUCGCUGGUCUUGAAGCCAUCCUGCCAAACGCAUACUGUAACGCUAUGAUACAGGUUUUGUAUUAUAUUGAGCCGCUGCGUGCCACGCUCCUCUCACAUAUCUGCCAGAAAGAGUUCUGCUUAUCGUGCGAGCUCGGUUUUCUCUUCCACAUGAUCGCCAAUCAAACGCUGACGCCUUGCCAGCCGAGUAAUUUCCUGCGCGCUUUUCGUACAGUGCCAGAAGCAUCCGCGCUUGGAUUAAUCCUAAGCGAUAUGCACGCCGAUGCGAAACAACGCGUGGAUCUCGGUAUGCUUAUCCAAUGCUGGAACAGAUUUAUCCUGCAUCAGAUGGACAUGGAACUCCUGGAAACCCUGCGGAAGCUAAAAGAUGACGGUAAGAAUCUGCGUAAACCGUUUGUUUACAAAGAAAUCGACUUUCCGACAAUACUAAGCGGUGGGCAUGCAAAACGCGCAGCAGCGGCUGCUGCAGCCGCGGCCGCAGCUGCUGCGGGACAUCCAGAUGCAGGCCCAUAUCCCCCUGAAGAUCGUAACGAAGAUGUCACUGAAAUUCAUCAGUUAUUCGCCAUGAAACAAUGGUUGAUCAAUACUUGUCUAAAGUGUAAGUUUGAGGUGCGUAAAGAAGCCGUGCUUAUGCCGUGCAAUCUCAACUAUCCCACAAGUGAACCCGACCGCGAUUACUGGUCAUUCUGUCAGAUCCUCAAGCGUAGUCUCAACUACGAUCAAGUCACACCCGCCUGGUGUGACCGAUGCAAUAAAUUCUCGCCGACGUCGCAAUGUAGGCGAUUGUCGUCACUGCCGAAGGUGUUGUCAAUCAACACCAGCCUGCACAACCCGCAGAAUAAGUCAUUCUGGCAGAGUCAGAUGGAUAAGAAAGUGUCAAAAGCCACGCCGCAUGGCGAUUCAUCGCGGUCGACCACGCCGACGUUGGUCACCUCAGCGAAACCAUGUCGGUAUGGUGAUAAUUGCUCACGGCCCGGCUGCCGAUUCCGGCAUAACAGUGACACUGCCCCGCCACCGAACGGUCCGCAUACAAAUCCAUACUGUAGCAAUAAUUGGCUGCCGCAUCGCAUACGCAUGGCGAUCAAGGAUGAUUUAAUCGUGCAAAAGGUCGCUGGUGAGGAUACAGGCGGUGGUACUCCAACCACAGCCGGGAAUAAAAACGGUUUUGUUGAGUAUCAGCUGACGGCGAUUGUGUGCUACAUCACGGAACCUGCGGCGAUUGAGAAGCGUAGUCUUGUUGUGCUCAUCAAGGUGCCCGAUAGCUAUCACCCGGAGGGGCCGCGUAAGGAGGAAAGCCCGUGGUACAUCUUUAAUGAUUUUAGUAUCACGCCAGUCCCGCCACAGGAAGCAACUUGGUUUAGUUUCGAUUGGAAAACACCCUGUGUGUUGUACUACUCCACUGAUGAUGUCUACUGUGGGCGGACACAAGUCAGACACAGUCUGAACAAAGAUAUUUUCACUCAAGUUAGUUCGUUCACACGCGGUACAAGCGCGGCCAUUACGUUUACUCCGUUAGAAGAACAUGAAUAUCCGAAGAAAGGUGAUUUGGUUGGUAUGGACGCUGAGUUUGUUACUUUGAACCAAGAAGAAGCAGAGUUACGCAGCGAUGGUAAAAUGUCCACGAUUAAACCGUCGCAUUUAUCAGUCGCGCGUAUAACUUGCAUCAGAGGUCAAGGACCAAAUGAAGGUACCCCGUUCAUCGAUGAUUACAUCUCUACACAGGAGCAAGUCGUCGAUUACCUCACCAAGUUCUCCGGUAUCAAGCCAGGUGACCUCGACGCUAACUUCAGCUCGAAGCAUCUGACCACACUCAAGUCUACGUACAUCAAACUGCGCUACCUGCAGGACAGCGGCGUGAUCUUCGUCGGGCACGGCCUGAAGAACGAUUUCCGCGUGAUUAAUCUAGUGGUGCCGCAGGAGCAAGUCGUCGACACUGUCAACUUAUUUCAUCUACCUCACCAUCGCAUGGUUUCACUGCGUUUCCUCGCCUGGCAUUUCCUGGGAUUGAAAAUCCAAUCCGAGACUCAUGAUUCCACCGAAGAUGCGCGCGCGGCGCUACAGUUGUAUCGCUGUUACCUACGGCUGGAGAGUGAAGGUAGAGUCGGCAGCGCCCUCUCCGAGUUGUAUGAGCUUGGUAAAUCACUCAACUGGAAGGUGCCGGAAGAGUAAAACUCGCCAACGUUAGAGGUAUCCUCGCGUUUGAUGGACGCCUCUUUAUUUCUCGUGUUUUUUUUAAUAUUAUUGUUUCACUUACAAAUUGUCCGCAUUGUUUUAAUUCGCGUAGAUUUGUGCGAGCGCCGCGCGAGUCUAAAUUCGUCUGUACUUAAGCGUGCGGUGCGCCAGCUGCAAAUUGUAAUACGUACACAAAUUUUCUGUUUUACUACAAUUUGUGAUAAAGAGAUUUUUUAGAAAUGGACACUAGUGGUUUAUUAGUUCGUAAGUUGGUUGCGUGAAUGCGUCGUGCGUGUGCGGAGAUGUUAUGUGCAGAGUUGUGAAGACAACUUGUAUCGAUACAUAUUUUUUUAACGUCUAAAUAAACGAAACUUUUUAAUACUGCA
Molecule: messenger RNA, 4380 nt
Organism: Dalotia coriaria
Lineage: Eukaryota; Metazoa; Arthropoda; Insecta; Coleoptera; Staphylinidae
Product: PAN2-PAN3 deadenylation complex catalytic subunit PAN2-like
Biological process (GO): nuclear-transcribed mRNA poly(A) tail shortening; mRNA processing
Cellular component (GO): PAN complex; P-body
Molecular function (GO): nucleic acid binding; protein binding; poly(A)-specific ribonuclease activity
Source: RefSeq, a predicted model, not a curated record